Messenger RNA from Plasmodium adleri (nom. inval.), 2529 nucleotides. RefSeq names its product protein transport protein SEC13. Gene Ontology annotation, cellular component: nuclear pore outer ring; COPII vesicle coat. Gene Ontology annotation, molecular function: structural molecule activity; protein binding. The transcript has a single exon. Gene Ontology annotation, biological process: COPII-coated vesicle budding; protein import into nucleus. The record is from RefSeq and is a predicted model, not a curated record. Bases 1 to 2529 code for a protein of 842 amino acids. Lineage: Eukaryota; Apicomplexa; Aconoidasida; Haemosporida; Plasmodiidae.
AUGAACGAAAUAAUAGUGUUUGAUACUUAUCAUGGAAGAUCAAUUAAUGAUUGCGAAUUAGAUUAUUACAGUAAGAAGUUAGCAACAUGUUCAAGUGAUAAUACUGUAAAAAUAUUUGACUUAAGUCUUUCUAAGGAACCUGUAUGUGUAGCUGAAUUAAAAGACCACAGUUCAGCUGUAUGGAAAGUAUGUUGGUCUCAUCCAAAAUAUGGAAGUUUAUUGGCUAGUUGUUCAUUUGAUAAGAAUGUGAUAAUAUAUAAAGAAGUGAAUAUAAAUAAAUAUGAGAUGAUAUAUAUAAAUAAUGAGCAUAUGAGUAGUGUAAAUUAUAUUGAAUGGUCUCCACAUGAAUAUGGUUUACAUUUGGGUUGUGCAAGCUCUGAUGGCACCAUAAGUAUUUUAUCUUAUUAUAUGAAUAAAGGUAGUAAUGAAGGAUAUUGGAAUAAAUAUAGUAUGAAAGCACAUCUGAAUGGUGUAGCAUCUUUAAGCUGGGAGAAGCCAUAUAAUAAUAUGUUAUUAAUGAAUAAAAAUAUGAAUGAUAAUAAUAUGAAUAAUAAUAAUAGUAACAAUAAUAAUAGUAACAAUAAUAAUAGUAACAAUAAUAAUAAUGAUAUAAUGAAUUCUUUUAAAUUAGUAUCUGGUGGAUUUGACAAUCAAGUUAUAAUAUGGAUGUUUGAUAAUAAUACAAAAGAGUUUCAAAAAAUAUUUCAAAUGAAUGAUAAACCACAUAAAUCUAGUAUAAAAGAUGUAGCAUGGAAACCAAAUUUGAAUAAUUCACCAAAUAUUAUUGCAUCAUGUUCUGAAGAAAAAAUUGUAAUAUUAUGGAUAGAAGAUGUAACAAAUAAUGUAUGGAGAAAUGGGCAAGUAAUUAAAGUGAAUCAUAAUAUUCAUAAAUUAAGUUGGUCACCUAAUGGAACCAUAUUAGCUAUCGCUUGUUCAGAUGAUAAUGCAUAUUUAUAUAAAGAAAAUCUUGAAGGAAUCUGGGUAGAAGUAUGUAACUUAAGUGAAGAAAAUAAUAUACAAGAAGAUAACUCUAUGAAUAUCACAAAUAAUGAGCAAGAUAAUCAUAAUGAUAAUUUGCUUAACAAUGAUAACAAUAAUAAUAUGAAUUAUAUAGCAAAUGCCAAUGUAUCUACUAAUUCAUAUAUGAAUGAUAAUACAAAUACAUCUAAUUCGUUAAUGAAUCAAAAUAAUAAUUUAUCUCAUCAAGGACCAUAUCAAAAUAAAGAUACAUUUAAUAGAUCUUCACAAGGAAAUUUUGCAGCUUACCACAAUUCAACACAACAACAACAACAACAUUUAAAUGUAAAUUCUAUUAGUAGUAAUAUGAAUAAUGUAGUAAAUGGUUUUGCAAAUAAUAAUAAUACAAACCAAAUGAACGGACCAUCUGGUCAAAUGAACGGACCACCUGGUCAAAUGAAUGGACCACCUAGCCAAAUGAAUGUACCAUCUGGUCAAAUGAACGGACCACCUGGUCAAAUGAAUGGACCACCUAGCCAAAUGAAUGGACCACCUAGCCAAAUGAAUGGACCACCUAGCCAAAUGAACGGACCACCUAGCCAAAUGAAUGUACCACCAAGCCAAAUGAAUGUACCACCUAGCCAAAUGAAUGGGCCAUCUAGCCAAAUGACCGUACCGCCAACUCCACCUGCCUAUUUAACAAUGCAAAAUAAUAAGAAAAAUAAUACAUCCAACCUUACGCCUACUAUGAAGAAUAUACCACCACCCACAGCUCCUCCCUUAGUAGUUAAUAAUUCAACUGGAGCACCAGGUCCAUAUUCUGCAUCAAACUUUUCAGCACAACCUCAUGGUGUUGCAGCUCCUUUUGGAGUUCCACCAGCACAACAACAAGUAGGAGGAAGUGUUACAAAUAUGAGUGUAUCAAAUGUAAGUAAUAACAAAUCUACUUUUGCAGGUCCUCCACCACCAUUAUCUUCAACAAGUACAACUCCUAUUAUUCCAUCAGUUAGUUCAACGAAUUUUCCAAAGGCUUCUACAUCAUCAGUACAACAACAGGUUCAGGGUCCAUUUUCAAAUGUGAAUAUGUCAAGACCUAGUUAUGUAAUGAACCCACAAAUACCACCAAGUUUUUCACAGACAAACAGUAACAAUAAUAAUAUAAAUAAUAGUGGGAUGAUGCCUCCACGACCAUCACAAUAUUCGAAUAAUUUAAAUUUUAAUUCUUUGUCAUCAUCGGUACCACCUCCUGCAUUUUCUUCAUCUCCCCAAGGAAUGCAGAAUAAAAAUAGCAUAGCAAAUAAUAUUAAUAAUAAUAAUAGUAGUAGUAAUAAUAAUUCUUUUUCAAAUUUUAACGCACAUAUGAAUCAGGCAAAUAUGCCUCCACCCAAUCCUUCUGUUAUGCAUCCAAAUAAACCUGUGGGCACAACUUAUGCUUCGAUGGGUGGUGGUGGAUACAACCCCCCCCAUGCACCACCUAUGAUGAACGAUUCAAAUAUGAAGCCGUCAAAUCAGCAAUAUGGAUACUCAAAUUAUAAUAUGCCACCACGACAAAAUACGCAUAUGAACAAUUGA